Molecule: messenger RNA, 4597 nt
Organism: Talaromyces stipitatus ATCC 10500
Lineage: Eukaryota; Fungi; Ascomycota; Eurotiomycetes; Eurotiales; Trichocomaceae
Exons: 3
Coding region: 1-4527 (1508 amino acids)
Source: RefSeq, a predicted model, not a curated record
AUGCGUCUACAACUCAAUAUUCUCCGACACGGCCUCCCCGCGACGCGCAUACUAUGGACCGUCCGCUCUCAAAGCAGUUCGCAUCUGAUUGAUACCACAUCUUCCGCCGUUACUUCAACACGACAACCAAACACGGCAUAUGGUAAUGGAGGAUGCACCGUCGCCCAGUUACUAGAGGAUGUCAAUGAAGUCGUACCUCUCGAAACUUCCGUGGGCUCAGUAGGGGAGAACGAAGACCUUGGCGGUCAGUGGGGUUUGGAAGAUUAUGUUGUUGAAGUUAAUGGGUUUGAGUGUUUACAUUUCAUGAAUGUAAAUGGUUUAUUGAGGGAUGGUGAUGAGGUUGUGAUUCGCUCCCUAAGCGUGGAUGAUAUUCGCGCACGAAGACUUUCAGGCCGUCUUCAAGUCUCAACAGAUGGUAGACGGUUGAUUGACGGGGUACCGUUUGGGAGGCCUUACCUUCAGAGGUCUUACUCUUCCAGACCUCCAAUUAGAAUCCCGCCACGGAAAAGACGGAGGACAACACUGUCAAGCUGGACUGGUAAUCUUCAGGAUGAAGAUGGUAAUGAUGAACUUCAAACAUUCACAGCGGGGCCAUAUGAGAAUCGCUUGACGCCGUAUGAUGCUGCCUCCGAUCAGGGAACGGUUAUCAGACAUCGUACAAAUCUUUUUGACGAUGGCGAUGGCGACGACGACGACGAUGAUGAUAUGGAUUAUGAGGAGGCCGAUGAGCUAGACGCGGAAAUAAAGUCGUUAUGGGCCGAAGCAAAUGCCGAAGCCGAAGCGCUCCUUGAGAGCCCCGAUUUCCAACGAUUUCGUGCAACCCGUGCAGGUCGUAUGUCGCGGAUGGCGCAUCGAGAUUUACUACCUACCAGCAGCCCGGCACGUCUGUCGGUUGUAUCUACACCACGUACAAAUCUCGCUCGAGGACAGGAUGGCGAAGCUUCUGCAAAGUCGACCAAGAGUGUCCAUUUCGAGGCCGAUAUAUCGAAUCUCACAAGCCGGUUGUCGGAGGGAAAUGACUCAGGAUCAGACAAGCUGUCUCAUGCAAGCUCUGCAGUCUCCAGUAAUACCCCUGACAGUAGUAUAGAGUCAGGUGAUGAGUCAAGCGACGAAGACUUUUCUGCCGAAGAUUCUGGCGCCGACAUGAGCGAUGAGUCAUCCAUUUCCGAAGAGUCUGAGUUUGAGUCAGAAGACGAAGAAGCUCCGGAACAGCAAAAGUCAAAAGCAAUCGUAUUUACUCCACCCGGCGAAGGUUCCAGGAAAACUAGGAAUAGCAACCGUCGCAAGAAACUUCGGUCCCGGCUGCAGAAGCUGAAAAGCCUUGGAGAGUUACCACCAGAAGCCAAUUUCAACGACCUGAGAAACUGGGAGGCGACACAUGGCAAGAGACCGCUCACGGAAGUGACAGAUCUUGGGGUGGAUAAGCGUGAAACGAGGCCAAAAGAGCAAUCGGAAAUCGAAAUUAAGAGACAGCAGUUGCUUCGGUACUUGGCGUCGGGUGGAGUUGACGUUGAUGGUCAUUCUGAGAAGGAGAACAUCCCACCACGGUACAGGAAUGGAAAAGAGAAAGUCGAUAACCAAGAGUCAGUGGAAAAAGUCAAAGAGGGCCCGGCGGCUGCGAAAGCUUUACCAGUAGCAUCUCCUGAAAAGAAUGGGGUCGAUGAGGAAACCAAGACAAGUCCAAAUGAAGCCAAAAGAAGGAAGCUUGAUCUCUCGAGCACCAAACGUCUCCUCUUUGGGUCAUUGGGUGUUCGGACGCCCAAGAAUAAAGAAGAUGAAGAUACUCUACGUACUAAGCUGGAUGAAUCGCGCAUAGAGCACACUGCACCUGAGAAACCCGCGGAAGCACCUGUUGAGAAUGGAGUUGAGAAGGAUAAUAUUGAUGAGAGCUGGCAACAGAAGAUUGUCCUCAGCGCAACGGAAUGUGUCUAUGAUGACAUUGAACUCACGGCUCCUCCAUUCCCUUUUAAACAACGAUGGGAUCAUGAUGCAUGUUACCAUAUUCGGCAACGCAAGAACGGCGGUAAAAAGAACAAGAAACGCAAACAACGUGACUGGCAGGAAGAGGACGCUUACGAUAGCUAUCAGGAUGCAGACGGGGGUGUCACGUUGAACUACGAUGAUCAACCUACAAUAACAGAAAAGAAGGAUCAGGCGAACACUUCAAAAGAGGAUGCAGCAGACGACCUACCCGAACUACCAAGCGAUCCUGACGCCUUGCCUAUCCAGACUGAAGAUAAAGUAACAGUCGGCUCCAUCAUUGCUUUCAAGCAUCUAGAUAUGUCAAAGGCGACUAACUGGCAACCAAAAAUAUCUGACUACAAAGUUGCGAAGGUGCACAAAAUCCAUGAUAACGGUACUCUAGACCUUCUACUCGCGAAGCGCUAUCGAGAAGUUCGUAACCAGGUCGUGGUGGACGGAGACGGCGUACGUACAUACUCCGGAUUCGAGAUGCCCAACGAUGACAACGACGAAGUCGAGGAUGACGGGAUUCGAAGCGUGUCGUUUACGGAUCUAAUAGAACCGAAGAUGAUCCAGGCGGCUGUUGUUAAGACUUCUGAUCAGAGCCAAAAGGAGGAGAGUUUGGCGAAUGGCGAUCAGAACGAAACAAGCCUAUUAAUACAUCCUCCUUCUACUCCAUCCGUUCCUGUCAAUUUCGCUGGUAACAAAGCAGCAUGCGUAGACGGAGGCGAAAACGACGACGAAGACGUGACUGCAGCCGAAGCUGAUGAUGAAUUGCCAUCCCUUCCUCCUGUGGCUGUUUCUUCACAAACGCGACUUGAGAUUACUCACAUGGUUCACGACGUGGGUUUUCGUUCUGCGAUCGACUCCGAGCUUGGACGGGAUCCGAUAUUAGAACGGCUCGAUAAACCCAAAGAUUCUGCUAUAGAUAUGCAGAGUGACGCGAAUGUUGCAGAUUCUAAGGUCUCGGGCUCGAAUAGUGAAUUUGCGUCGAGUCCCCCCGAUAUUGGACCUGAGGAGCAGGACGGCGAGGAUCCUGAGAAUGGAUCUCAACACGAUGCCCCUGAUGAAAGUCAGGCGAUGGAUGAAGGAGACAAUAUGGCAAUGGAUAUGGAUGAUGCCGGACUUCAGAUGGACGUUGAUGAUGAUUUUGUUAUGAAUGAUCAUAGCGAGUUCAAUGCGGGGAGCCAAGCUGGUGACGACUCGGACGAUGGCGUAUCCUUACCCCGAAAUGAUGCUACAGCAAAGAGGCACAACAACGAUGUGGCUGCGCAUGCUAUGGCCAGCUCUAUGGCAGAAGGAAAGUCAAACGCCCUAUCAGGAGCACCAGGUGUGCCACCCUCUGGACAUGCUUCUCCACGAGUCGUGAAAGAGGAGCCAGGACAAAGAGUCAAACCAAGCGAAAGAGGAGCCGACAAAUCAUUUUUGAGCACUACAGUACGAGCUGGCAGUCGAUCAUUCACUGAUCCUGUAGCCCUCGACAAUGGGAGCGACCUUGACGAUCCAUUGUCCGACUAUUCCGACGCAUAUUCCACUGUUCUCAAUCCAUUCUAUGAACGAGACGCAGCAGCCACAAAGAAUGGUAAAGCUAAAGCUAAGUGCAAGAACCUGCCCUCUGCUCAACAAGACCCUCCUACUCGUUCAAGUCUAUCAAAACGAGAGGAUCAUAUACCUUCUUCUACCAACAUGCUAAAAAGCAACCAAAAAGCCAAUAAAGGCUCCCAAUACACACCUAAGCCAAUUGAAAAGAAGGGUAGCAAUACCAAAUCCGAUCUUGGUUUGAGCUGGCUCGACGAUAAUCUGAGCGACGCAUCUGAUCCCGAUUUUCCGGAUAUUGAAGUUCUGUGGGCAUCUACUGCGCCAACGCAGAAGGAGUUUCCGCCGAUUAAGAUGGAGGCGGAGGCUGCGAGCCAGCAGCCGAAGUCUACGGCUCACCCUGAGGAGUCAGCUGCAUCUUUGCCUCCAGUCAGUCAGUCGAGUAGUAAUAAUUCGUCUGCUAAAGGACAUGUGUCCACUGCUACAAAGAAUGACACAUCUGCUGUAAAGGAGAAACAGCCUGAGCAAGAUCAGCAGCGAGCAGAUACUGGAUCGAGCCCAAAGAGAGAUAAUCAGAAGAAUGAUAACGACAAGGGCAAAAACAGCAAUAAUGAAAAACCAAAAUCUCCUUCCCCUUUCGUUUCCACUCUUGACUUCGACUCUCAUCAAGACAUCAACGACAAUGCAGACAUCGAACUCGACAAUGAUAAUGACGACGAAGACGAUGCAUACCAACACUCAGCCGACAACAGCAGCCACCCAGAUUUUCACCAGCAGGAAGAAGAAUCCCAAGACCACACAAUCCCCAUGGUCGACCUGACCGUUUCUAGUCCGCUCGAAUCACCAGAUGAAGGCAGUGAUGAGGAUUUCGCGAAAUCACAGGGCCUUCCCCGUGGACCAGGCUGGGUGAAGAAGAAUGUCCCUCGUACUGGGCGACAGACGAGGUCGUCGACGGGGGUUGGCAAUAUAUUGAGUUCGAGUUUGAGUCCGCCGCCGCGACGGAGGAGGUUUACUCAGUCACAAUUUUGAUUGCGAAUUAGCCUGCUCUUGUUUCGAAGUCUGUUCUUUAUGAUUUGAUACCAGUUUAUUAAAUUUCUAA